Messenger RNA from Exserohilum turcica Et28A, 603 nucleotides. RefSeq lists its product as uncharacterized. The coding region runs from base 1 to 603 and encodes 200 amino acids. NCBI's taxonomy places the organism in Eukaryota, Fungi, Ascomycota, Dothideomycetes, Pleosporales, Pleosporaceae. The record is from RefSeq and is a predicted model, not a curated record. The transcript has a single exon.
AUGAUGAAUCACCUCGGCCGAAUUCUUCCCUCAUCUGCGCUUCCCUCUAUACAACCGAACAUUCCAGACAUUCUCACAACAGCUCAGUCCAAGCAUCCAUCUCCCGAGCGUUCAUCUCGCCACUCUUCCGGCGCUGAUUCCACCCCCUGCAUACGGAUUAGCCAGCACCCGCCGUAUGUCUUCGCACCAAAGCACCCGCCGUCUUACACCAAUCUAAGCCCGCAGUCCGCGUAUAUUCGCCCUCUGAGUGCCCAAAGCCACAUGGACCCGUCUACAGUACACAAUAGCGAGAUGAAAAAAGGAAGCAACCUUGUGCCCCCCCCCCAGCCCCCCAUGCAGAGCCAAGACCCCGCAUACUUACAUCCGAGCCUCACCCGGCCGAUCCCUAUAUCGAGAUAUUUUUCCGUGUCCCCAUCUAUCCGCACGGACAAUUGCGGAAAAUCUCAGCCAGCUACAAACGGGGGGGAAGAGAGGGAGGGUCCACCGCACCGAAGGGUGAAUAUUAUCCAGAUCGGUCCGUCCUUUAGUAGCAGCAGUACAGUAGCAGCAGCGGCUUAUGUCCCCCAGGACUCUGCCAAGUACACGGCUAAACUAAGUACGUAG